AUUUGAGGUCAUGGGGAACUCAGAGCGGGUCUGUUGGAUUAUUGUGGAGUGUGCCUGCAGGUUCCUUGGUGUUUCUACAGCAACAGUUCUAACUGCCCCUUGGAGUGUAAACUAUAUGAGCUCACAUUGGAUCACUUCAGGGCAACUCAGUGUUGUGUGCUGUGGGAGCGGAGACCUUGAAACAGGGAGAAUUCAGUAGCCUCGGUAUCUACCUAAUGUAAGUGUUUAGUUUUUGUCCUUAUUUUUGUUGAUUAAAUAAAUUCUUGAUUUUGCAUAUCACUAUUUCAAGUGUUCGUGUGUGUGCAUGCAGAUUUAAAUCAUUGUGCUUCGGUAGUUUUUUCCUCAUGUUGGGUUUUCUGAUGCUCUUUGUAACCUUGUUUUUGAAAGUGUGUUAUAACUACAUUUUAAUUCUAAUUUGUCGUUUUUGUCGUCCAUAUUGCUGUAUGAAUUUAAGAACAUUAAGAAUGACAACAACUCAUUCCUACACACACACUGCCUGGAUGUUAACAUGACAAAGAAUGUGUGGCCUGAGGGCUGGUAGAAAACAAUUGCAAUACCGUACAUGCCGUCAUAACCACUCCUACUACAUUCACACACUUGCGAGGAGACGUUGGGAAGGAGUCAGAGGGAUGAAGUGCGGUGCAGAGGGCAGAAUGGAGACCAAUGCUUCGGUGCUACUUCGUAUCAUCUCUGUGGGUCACUGCCAAACUCCCACAGAGCCGCAGGAAAGCAUCUCCCAAAGGAGAACAGAAAAGCAUGAUAAUUAUUCUGUCAGAAUACAGAAGCACUAUUUAAAGGCAAUAUCUCUUAACUAGAAGCAUCCCCUUGCGACCCACAUUUUUGAGAAUUUAGACAAUUUAGGGACAUAUUUAGAUAUACAUAAUUAGAGACAGUUUACUGAUUUUAUCACAAUAUCAGUUUCUUCCGGCUCUAUUCUAUUCUCCUCCCAGAGUGUCAUCUGUUGGCAUCAUGAUGUUUGAACUGGCCUAUUUCCUGGACACGCUUCUGAUCAUGUGUCUGCCCUGUCCUCCAGACUGGCAGCUGUUUGUGUUGUGGGGGAAGAUGGCUCGCAUUGGAGGCUUCCAUAAAUUCCUCUAUUACGCCAUACUGUCAGUGGUCUGCUUCUUGCACCCUGUGUUGGUGUGGCAUGCAAUUAUCCCAGGGACAAUGCUUCUGGUGACAGCCUUUUUGAACUUUAUACUAAGCAAGAAAACAACGAUCAAAUCUCCCAAAAGACCACAAGAAGGCCACAGCGACCAAGACACUGUCUGUGUCACGGAGGCCCCCUCAAACAGCACCCUCUCAUUCCUCGACGUGGUGACAGGAAGGAGAGGGGGAGGACAGGCUCUCACAACCAGAGGCCACUGCCUCGGUCCGGCAGAGAGAGGAGAGAGCGUCCAGGCCAUGCUGGAGCUGGAGCAGACAAUAGCACCUAAAGGCACAGACAGGGAGAGGAGGAGGUGGAAAGAAAGGAGGCUGAUCUGCUUGAGAGGGAGGGAGGAGCCUGUGGAGAGAGAGAUGGAGGAGAUGGACAGUUACUGUGAGCAAGAGCCAGACACCACCUCAGACACUGCACCUAUGAUUACUGAGACUGAGAUCCUUACUGAUAUCACACAAAGGAAAGCAUGUGUAAUGUAUUCAUACUGACUCACUGGUGCUACCCUGUGUGGUGGAUGUUAAGCUGAAAAUAACAUUAUCAAAAGUCCAAGCAGCCAAAAUCAGACGGAUCUGUAUUUUAAAUAAAUAUGUUGAUUAUUUUAUUAAAUGCUC
Molecule: messenger RNA, 1770 nt
Organism: Pseudoliparis swirei
Lineage: Eukaryota; Metazoa; Chordata; Actinopteri; Perciformes; Liparidae
Gene: tmem72
Product: transmembrane protein 72
Exons: 5
Coding region: 970-1647 (225 amino acids)
Source: RefSeq, a predicted model, not a curated record